AUGUCGUCGAUGAAGAAAGUGCUUGUGCGAAAGCCUGAGGUCCCUCUCAGGAAGCACACAAUAUCUUCCUUACUUGCGGACACCCUUCAGAGUACUUUGGCCAAGCAAGCUCAUUUGAAAGACAGCGGCUCGGCGAAACGACCUAAGAAACAAGUACCCGAGAAAACUCAAUCGCCUGGAUUGCAAGAACAACAACUCCAUCUCAAAUCCGCGAGCUCGGCGAGGAAGCAGAAUCCCCUUCUGAGUUUUGUCGAGCUUCUGCAGCCCAGCACAGAAGACCUUGACCUCGAUGGACUGGCAACACUCAUGCACUAUAUCGAGCACCCCGACAUUGAUCUGGAAGACAAGCGAAAAAGUCUGCAAGGGCUUAAGACACAGCUGAAAACACAAAACACGAACGAGGAAGUUACGAUGUUGGAAUUAAACAUCAAAGGCAUGGAGAACAAGGGGUACCUGACGCUGUAUGAGUCGCUGCGUGCGUACUACGGGGUGGGGCGGCUCCUAACCCUCCUGGCCAACGCGGUGUUCAAAGAGAAAAAAACAUGCGGCAACGUGGCAGUCCAAAUGGUAUCGCAGGCCUUUAUGAAACAAGAUAUCGACUGGGCGACAUACCAAAAGAUGUUAAAAACCUGUCUUACCGUAGAUCCACAUUCACGAGCAGAUAGACUCGCGAGAUGCGCACUCGGAGGAGAUAAGAGGUUGGUUUACACUCGAAUGAGAUUGAAGGAGGCUUUAAUCGGGUGUCAAGCACUUUCGAAGGAGAUUGGGGGAGGACUUAAACGGAGAAGACGAUUUAAGUACAAGUCGAAUCGACAACGACGUGGUGGUCUGCCUUAA
This is a messenger RNA of Peronospora matthiolae, 837 nucleotides long. The record is from the annotation of a GenBank genome assembly. Lineage: Eukaryota; Oomycota; Peronosporomycetes; Peronosporales; Peronosporaceae.